AUGACUCAAAUCUGCAAAAUGUUGACUUUCUUUGCGCUGAUGCUGCAACUUGCCUUGUCAAUCCAGGCUCGACUUGAACCAGCUUCGGCUCCUGUGGAGGAAGCAGCAGAAAACGACGACUCUCUGUACUAUGCUCCUCCUCCAUACAGGGACGACGUUCCAUAUUACGCUCCUUCUCCAUACGGAGACGACAACUUCCCUGAAUCGCCAUAUCCCCUAGACGACAUUGUUUCAGAAUCAGAAGGCAAUGGCCAGUACCCUCCUUCACCUUCACCUUCACCUCCAUCUCCAGCUUACUUCCCGGCAACAGAACAAGACUACCCCUACAAUGGCGAAUAUCCUUCUCCUUCGCCAGCGCCUUAUAUUGACGUCAUGGCUCCUGAAGUCGAUGAUUUUUAUGAUGAUGAUUAUUCUCCUUCUGAAGCUCCUAGUCCCACAGAUUAUGGAGUGCCAUCUGAAGCCUCUAUUGGCUCAGUGGCUACCCCACCGCCAACAGAGUGGGAAUAUAGAGCGGAAGACGAUGCUUACUUGGAUGCCGAAGGCGAAGAUGAAGAAGGUUAUGGUAGAGAGAACAGGAGAGGGACGAUGGGGUUUGUGAUUGGGGCGGUUUGUUUAGUGGGAUUGGGAGGCUUAAUGUGCAGGAAGAGGAAGACUACUAAUCAGAAGCGUAAGCAUCCUGUGUACUUGGAGUUGUCUAGGAGCGGCGACGUCUGA
Neltuma alba is the source of this 714-nucleotide messenger RNA. Its product is annotated as annexin B11-like. The record is from RefSeq and is a predicted model, not a curated record. Lineage: Eukaryota; Viridiplantae; Streptophyta; Magnoliopsida; Fabales; Fabaceae. The coding region runs from base 1 to 714 and encodes 237 amino acids. The transcript has a single exon.